Molecule: messenger RNA, 963 nt
Organism: Opisthorchis viverrini
Lineage: Eukaryota; Metazoa; Platyhelminthes; Trematoda; Opisthorchiida; Opisthorchiidae
Exons: 6
Coding region: 132-713 (193 amino acids)
Source: RefSeq, a predicted model, not a curated record
CGGACCGACCUUGAAAGUGUUGGUGUGCUCCUUUGAGCCAGAGCGUCGGGCGCACCGGAGUGGUUCCUCACCAUAUUAUCGUGGUGUUUCAGUUGGUUUCUCGUCUACUCAUUACGUAUUUCUCCUGAAGCAUGGAUUUUGAAAACCUCAUUCAAUGGCGUGAUCCGUUGAAGACUGGAAUCCUUAUGGUCGUCGUGUUGACUCUCCUCGUCAGUCUCUCGUGUCUUUCCUUUAUAUCCGUAUUGGCCUAUGCUGGACUGGCCUUACUGUGUUGCACAUUCGCGGCCCGUCUUUAUCACUUCAUUUUACCGUCAUCGCCAAAGACAAUAGACAAGCCUGGAACACCAGCUCCCCACGACAUUUUGACCGAAUGGCUAAACACCGACAUGAAAUUGCCCCGGGACAAAAUUGUCGACCGAACUGUGUCUCUGUCUUCCGACUUUGAAACUUUUAUCAUUCGAUUGCAGCGCAUCUUGUUGUUGAAAGACGUGGUCGAUACAGCUAAGUUCGUUUUCUUGCUGUAUCUCCUAACAGUGCUCGGAAGUUGGUUCAAUCUCCUAACUCUGAUUACUGUGGAAACAAUUCGAUUCACUAUACGACAACCUGAAACGACGCGCGAAGGACUUGGAAAAAAAGAUCGAACCACUGUUGAAGAAGAUUCCAGGACUGAAGAAAUAGACCAUCAACCAAAUUACGGACUUCCAGCUUGUUAGUUCCCACUCAUCUCAUCCAUUCCUUACUUACUCCCAUUCUAUGCUAGGCCUUCCUUCAUUCUGAUCACACACACACACAACAGUUAUUAGUAAACCCCGUUUUCCUUCAUUGGCUUGCGCAUCUUUCGAAUGCUUACACUGUCACCUGUUUUUGUCUGUUGUUUCGCACCAAUCCUAGCUUUUGCAUGCUUAUCUACUGUAUUGACUCGCGCUGUAAUCAUGCACUCCUUAUCCUUGGAUGUCUCUCGAG